UAUCAUCUAUCUACUCCUUGCUUCGUUGCAACCAACUAACUACGACAUGUAACUACUUGCUUGCUUCAUUCUGUUGCUAUGCCUUAUGGGCUUUCUCUGCACGAUGAAAUCUAGGUGAGGAAAUCUGUUCUAAAGUAUGAGGAGGUCAGAUCCUCUGGUUCGUGUGUUACCUUCCUUCAUGAAUGACACAAUGCGUGGCAGCACAAGAAUUUUUUCUUUGUUGGCCUUGAUUUUAUUUGUAUGUCUGCUGAUGUGGUACUCGGCACGAUCCUCACGAGGAACCGUUAACAAUCAUCCAACAGUGAAAGUUAGCAAAUUACUUCACUCGGGCAUUGCUUUGCUGAAUGCGGCCGGCGAGGCUGUCGUGGAGCAUCGGCAUGCAAAGGACCAAGACAAGCAGGUGAAAGGUAUGACUAAAGAGGGAAAGAAAGAGUUUGUGACGCUGGCUGAUCUGAAGUCUCAUGUUAUCAUCAAGGACAGCAUGAUGGAGCAUUUCCCGGGAUUGGAGAUCAUCUCGGAGGAGCACGACCCUGCAGACCAUGACUUCAAGCCGACGUACUUCCAGCGACAGAUCACCAAGGACCUGCUGGACGCCACGGUGGCAAACGGCGAUACGGCGUAUCCCCUGUCGGACGUGGUGGUGUGGAUCGACCCGCUGGAUGCAACGCAGGAGUACACGGAGAUGCUGGACCAGUACGUGACCAUAAUGAUGUGCAUUGUUGUGCGCGGCGAGCCGUUGGCCAGCGUUCUGCACUUCCCGUUCUCGAAAACCACCUACUGGCAGUGGGCCGACCACCGCGGCUCCAACAGUCUCAACUCGGUUCUCUCCAAGCGCAGUAAGCUAACCGGUGACGUACGCCGCGUGGUCGUGUCCAGGUCUCAUGCCGGUGAAGUCAACGCCACGCUGCUCUCCAUUGACCAGCACUUGCAGGUUACGCCAGCAGGUGGUGCCGGCUACAAGGCCUUCCAGCUCAUCCAGAACAGCGCCGACGCGUACGUGCACACCACGGCCAUUAAGAAGUGGGACAUCUGCGUCGGCGAUGCCAUGCUGAGGCACACUGGUGGUGAGCUCAGAUCGCUGAAGACCGGAGAGAGAUUGCGCUAUGGCGACCGGAACGAUUACAAGGUCGAUGGUGGCUUCAUUGCUGUUGGUAAACAAGGAUCUGGUGAUGAACUGCUGACUUCACUGCAAAAAAAGUUGCAGAAACGAACCAGUUGAUUGACUAGCCGCAGUAUAAGUAACUUGUGAUCAUGCUUUUUAUAGUUUUAUCAUUACAUGUGUUACUACUAGUUUCAUCUCUUCUCUGCGGGCAGAGUUCGUUUGUGCAAACUAGUGUUAGUAGUGCUGUUAGUUGUUCCGAUAAUGAUGCGUUCCCUACUUGCUCAACAUGGCAUCAUGCCAGCAAGACUUGCCACUUGCUCUGCGUCAUGGCAUUAUGCCCGCAAGGCUAGCUCCACUGUGCGUUGUCACACGUGUUUCACCGCUGAACUGCCUCGGAUGUGGCGCUGUUCAAUGAAUGGUGCCAUGGCUGAGCGCAAAUCAUCGCCAUUGUAUGUCACUGCUGGGUACUGCUAUCAAGCCCACCUGUCCAUUCAUCCAUCUCGCAAACACUUGGCAUAUACAUGCAUUUACAAUAUUGUUGCCUGAUGAUUGCGAGAGCAUGAAGCUUCAAGUCGCAGCAAACAAGCCUUGAUUGUCCUUGUUGUUCUGUUCUGCAUUUACAAUAAUUAUAUUAUACUGCACUAUCCUUUGAUACCUUCUCCGUUUUAGGCAGCGUAUUAUUAUCCAUUAUUCUGCUUCUGUUUCCUUGAACAUCACAUGAUUUUAUAGAUGACACAGUCGCUAGUCGCUCACUUCAAAAUGA
Molecule: messenger RNA, 1865 nt
Organism: Sycon ciliatum
Lineage: Eukaryota; Metazoa; Porifera; Calcarea; Leucosolenida; Sycettidae
Product: inositol monophosphatase 3-like
Exons: 1
Coding region: 137-1219 (360 amino acids)
Cellular component (GO): endomembrane system
Molecular function (GO): 3'-nucleotidase activity
Source: RefSeq, a predicted model, not a curated record